GCGUGCGUGGUUGUGUGUCAGUUUGCGGGCGAGAGCGCGGGUGAGUGUCUCUGCGUUUGUUUGUGAGUGUGUGUUCGUGUGGUGGGGUAGGUAGAGAGAGAGAGAGAGAGAGAGAGAUAGAGACCAGUCACAUUGUGUAUUGGCUGCAAUCAGUUUCUUGAUGGUUCAAUAACGAGACCAGCGUGAUCUAAACUGACACCGCUCACACCCACAGCGAAAAUCAGCUCGGAGACUAUUAAUGAAUUAUUAAUAGCCGACACCUCAACCAGUCCACAAGCAAUUACUGCUGAUUAUACCACUGCCGCUUGAUCUAACGCUGAUCUUGAUAUCCUUUCAGCUGGAGACUGGGAGGCUCGGAAAAGAUCGAUGACCUCCCCACCAUGAACUACAAGCUGUCAUCUGUCACCGACUCGGCCAUUAACGGACUCAGAUCCCUGGUCCUGGGCAAGAUUCUAGACCCCGGGGACGUGGACCAGGAGCUCCUGAUCGCCAACGGCCAUGGCUUCGUCGGCUGCCUGUCCUCCGUCCGUUUCAAUUGGAUCGCGCCGCUCAAGGCAGGACUGCGCCACUCCAGCCCCGCCCCGGUCCAGGUCAGGGGGCGGGUGGUCGAGUCGGACUGCAGGUCGCCCAUCGCGACCGAGCCGGUGGCCGUGACCACGACCACACUUUCAUUGACAGACCACACAAAGCCCAGUGACGGAGAGGAACCUUCACAGAACGCGGUGAGGAGCGACACAGCAGUGAUCGGAGGUGUGAUCGCAGUCACGGUCUUCGUUGUCCUCUGCCUCCUGGCCAUCUCCGGCCGUUUGCUGUAUCAGCGUAAGGGGGGUGCGUACCGGGAAAGCCAGAGCAAGGCAGCCGAGUACAGUGAGCCGACAGCCCCCAACCCCCCUCACCACAGAGCAAACUACCCGGACCCCAUGAGCGACGGCAGGAGGGAAUUUUUCAUCUGAGAGCAACCAGUUUCCCCCACCCCCACCCACAC
Callorhinchus milii (elephant shark) is the source of this 985-nucleotide messenger RNA. RefSeq names its product contactin-associated protein-like 5. The transcript has 5 exons. Gene Ontology annotation, cellular component: membrane; cortical cytoskeleton. Bases 381 to 953 code for a protein of 190 amino acids. NCBI's taxonomy places the organism in Eukaryota, Metazoa, Chordata, Chondrichthyes, Chimaeriformes, Callorhinchidae. The record is from RefSeq and is a predicted model, not a curated record.